CAAAAAACAAAUCCCAACUGGAGUGUCUGGCAAGUUAGUGAAAAUAUAUUAUGAUAUUUCUCAUCUUUUGGCAGAGCUUGAACGCAGCGAGUGGGAGUGGGAGUGGCCGUUGUAUUCAAAGCAGCCUCCUCCGUCGACUGUGACGUCACAGUAGCGACCCGUGUUGCUUCCAGCUGACUGCGAGAGGGAAAGAUUGCGAGAGAGCAGUGGAGGUGGGAGCAGCAUCUUCUGGGCGCUUGACUGGCCGCGCGCCCCCGGGAUUCAGCGCGCGCUCGGCGGGGACGGAGGUUGAGCAGGAGGAGGAAGUGGAGGCGAGCCCCCGGGGUUAUGUCCAGGCCUCUUGCUCAGCUGCUGCCGCCGUCGGAGCUCCCCGGGGGGGCCGGCGCCCAGUUUGGAGCCCCCAACGGGACGUCGACCGGCCCCCCGGGCGGCCACCUAACCUCCAUGAACAAUCUCAAGUCGCUCCUGCAGCUGCCCAUCAAGGCCGACCAGCGAGGCAGCAAAGACUGCUGCGAGAUCAAAGAUAAAGACAAACCGCUGGACUCGGAUGAGGACACCUUAGGAUUGGGCGUCGGCAGCGGGCCCGGUGCUCUUGGCGGCGGCGGCCUGGGCUCGGGGGCGCUGCGGCCCAAUUCACAGUCGGCGUUCCUGGGCCCGCUGCUGUGGGAGCGGACGCUGCCCUGUGAUGGUGGCCUGUUCCAGCUACAGUACAUGGACCUGGAGGAGUUCUUGACCGAGAAUGGAAUGGGCAUGCACGGAAACGGGCCCAGCUCCGCCGGUGCGCAGAUCCCCUCGCAGAGCUCCCAAUCAGCAGUCCCCAGUCAGAGUUCGCAGUGCCCGCCCGGCUCUCCAUCGCCGUGCUCGUCCUCUUCCUCCAUGUCGUCGUCAUCGUCCUCGUCGUCCCUGCUGGGACUGGAGAACGUCCAAGCGCCGCCGCCUCAGCAGCAAGGCUUGAUGGGAGCACCCGAGUGUCUGCACGGUGGUCAGGUGGCGGCCCAGGACGCGUCCCCCACCUCCAGCGGCCCACCCGGCUCGGCGGGGGCCUCGACAGCCACGCCAGGCGGCGGCGACAUCCAAGUGAACUUUGACCCCGACCCGGCCGAUGUGGCUCUCUCCAGCGUCCCGGGCCAGGAGGCUUUCGACCCGCGCCGGCACCGCUUCAGCGACGAAGAGCUCAAACCGCAGCCCAUGAUCAAGAAGGCGCGCAAGAUGCUCGUGCCCAACGAGCAGAAGGACGAGAAGUACUGGAGCCGUCGCGUGAAGAACAAUGAGGCCGCCAAGCGUUCGCGUGAUGCGCGGCGACUGAAGGAGAACCAGAUUUCGGUGCGCGCCGCCUUCCUGGAGCGGGAGAACGCCGCCCUGCGCCUGGAGGUGGCCGACAUGCGCAAGGAGCUCGGACGCUGCCGCAACAUCAUCAACAAGUACGAGAGUCGCCACGGCGACCUGUGAUUCCCCACCGCCAGGGAUGGCGACCGGUCAACCCGACAACAGCAGCACUUUAGCGGAAGUCCGCCGGACGGGACCAACCGCUACGGUGCUCGCGCCUUCCUGCUUGCACCGCAUCUCCCAUCGGGACUUUCUGCACACGUCCAGUCGUCUCCGCCUCCUCUUUUCUAUGUGGCAAAGUCUAUUUUUCAAAGUGGCCAGCAGAAAGCAGAGUGGCGACCACUCAGCUGAACAGGUCUGGGGUAAGCCCGCAGAUGGAAAGGCCAUGCGACACUGCACCUUUUUUUAGCGCCACGCCAUCGAGUUGGAUCCCACCUAACCUCCCAAAUCGAGAUUUCUCGCGCUGCCGACGUAUUUUCAAGCGGCGGCCAUUUACCUUAACAACAGCAGCACUUUAGAGGAAGUCCUUCACACCACUGUUGAUGUGAUGUGCCCAUACGAGGCGGUAUAACAUGAAGUGACACUGGGUCUCCCCUUGUUUUUUUUUUCCUGCGCGCGUCAACAUGGCUCACUCUCACUUUUUGCACCCCGAUACUCCGCACCGCGUCCAACCGUGUCAUGUUCUUGUGUGUCAAAAGUCUAUUUUCCCAGAAGACAAACAGCAAGCAGCGUGGUGACCAAUCAACCUAUCAAGAGAAACAUUUUUGUAGAAGUCUGGCGUAGACUUGGGGGAGACGACGCGAUGUGACCGUGCACUGUUUUCAGUACGUCACGCCACUAAAUCUGGAUCUGAAUUUUCGCUACGCGUCUGACAUAUGGCGUCCGCUCGCUUUGUGUUCUUCUCCAUGACAAAAGUCAAAGACGAUGUGUGAUCCCAUCCCGUGGCAAGAAGUGGUGAGUCAUCAGUAUGAUGGCCGGUCCUGUUGUUCUCUACGUGUCAAAAUCUAUUUUUCAAACGGACAAACGGGAAACAAGUCAGUCGGUGGGUGGCAGAGGAAGCGAAGGGGUGGCUAACAACCGCAGCACUUUCGUGGAACUUUGACAGAAAGGCUACGCGGCUACACUAUGCGGCACUGGCUGCCACCGUUUUUUUACGUGUCGGCCCAGCUUGCUCCCACUUUGCCUCGUCGGGACUUUCCACGCGUCCGACAUCCGCCGUCCAAUCGUGUCGUGUUCUUUUCUAUCAGUCUAUUUUUCAAGCAGACAAACAGGAAGCAGGGCGGCCAUGUCUAUUUUUCUACGAGCGGGCCAGCAGGACUUUUCCUCGAUUUUCAACAGCGGGCAUGCGGAGGGAGGCGCUGCACUUGUUCGCCCCGAGCCGGCGGAACCGAAUGUAUCUCGUCCAAUCAGGGAUUUCAUACGGGGCAAGAGGCGGGGCUUGGGAACCAUUGUGAGAGCUGAGAGGCAGUUUGGGGAUCAGAUGCUCGUUAUCGUAUUCUUCUUUGGAGUUUUUGGGGAGCUCGUUAAGCAAUUUACUUAGCCACGUCUGAUUGGCUGACGGGUUGCCGAACGCACCUUCGUUCGGCACCUUUGCGUUGUAUUACUGCUGACACCGUUCUUACAUUUGCAGCAGCAGGAACACACACACACACCCGAAACAGAAACUCAAAAACAGGCAUGCAUGCGUGUAAGCACACGUGUCCCCCUCCCACCACAUCAAAAACACAACACAAUGCAUACAUACACAUCCGCAAACACUAAAACUCAUCACACCCUUGCAAUACACGCAGAGAUUGUUAUUGUUGUUUUGGACUUUAAUGGUGCUGAUCUAAAACGGUCCUUGACUUUAAACUCACCCAUUAUCACCCCCCCCCCCCACCACCACGACCACCACCCCCACCCAAGUGAACUGCCUGUGAAGCCUUGAUUUGUGUUUUGAGUUUCUCUUGUGUUUGUGUCUGGAUGAAAGGGUGUGUGGACUUCCACGUGUCCAUCGUAUGAUGGACGCUCCCUACUCAUACUCAACUCUUCUCCUCUCACUACAUACAUAUAUGUGUAUGUAUCCACAUAUAUAUACAUAUACUGUAUGUGUAAUAUGAAUAAACAGUAUGUGUAUAUGAUAUAUGCUUGAACUUUGUGAUUCUAGUUGUAAUAUACAUAUUUGGAAGAUUUUACAGAGGAAAACAAAAAUCCUUUUUUAGGGGGUCAUUUUUCUCUCAGGUAUUUUUGUCUGAGUUAUUAAAAUACACAUGAAAAAAGCAACGCAAAAAAAAAGCAAGUAUAAAGUUUGCUUUCACAUUUUAAGGCUUGUUGACUUUUACAGGUGGUUGUCCUUGAUGGUUGACGCCACAAAUCAGUUGGGCUCAUCUUCACCACACACACACUCAGUAGAGUUUUUUUUUUGUGUGUGGGGGGAGAUCAAAACCAAACGAAGUCAGAAAGGUCUAAAAAUACCAAAAAAAGCUUAAGAAAGCUCUUCGCUUUUCUUGUGGCGGUUGUUUCUUCUUCCACUUGCCAUUCCCUCACUUGACUAGAUUUCCGUGGAGCCCAGGUGCAUCCUGGGUAAUGUAAUUCCAAUAUUCUUAUCCACUUUUUAUCUUGAAUAGACAAACAGUAACUCGUGACGUUUGAGCGGGAGGUUUCUGGAAGCCGACGUGCGUGCGCGUCCGUCUUUUCUAUUUGGGUGAUUUUGCCAUUUAGGGACUUUUUCAAUGUCCGCACUGUGCAAAUGGCGGCCAACUGGCAGGUAACCAUGGCGACGACAGUCUGCCAACGACUGGUGACUCUGUAGAAGCCCAACUCUCAGCAGCGCCACCCUUCGGCCCGGCGUCACCCCUUUUUCGUGUGUGCGCGUAUGUGACGACGGUGAUGGCGCUUUGAUUAUCAAUAAAACCUUCUCCUUGA
Molecule: messenger RNA, 4230 nt
Organism: Hippocampus zosterae (dwarf seahorse)
Lineage: Eukaryota; Metazoa; Chordata; Actinopteri; Syngnathiformes; Syngnathidae
Gene: dbpa
Product: D site albumin promoter binding protein a
Exons: 7
Coding region: 328-1449 (373 amino acids)
Biological process (GO): regulation of transcription by RNA polymerase II
Cellular component (GO): nucleus
Molecular function (GO): RNA polymerase II cis-regulatory region sequence-specific DNA binding; DNA-binding transcription factor activity, RNA polymerase II-specific
Source: RefSeq, a predicted model, not a curated record